Theileria equi strain WA is the source of this 1332-nucleotide messenger RNA. RefSeq lists its product as hypothetical. NCBI's taxonomy places the organism in Eukaryota, Apicomplexa, Aconoidasida, Piroplasmida, Theileriidae. The transcript has a single exon. The coding region runs from base 1 to 1332 and encodes 443 amino acids. The record is from RefSeq and is a predicted model, not a curated record.
AUGAUGAAUGUUCUCUCAACGGAAUGUGACAAAAGGUACAUAUCACCUGAAAAUCCAGUCUUGUACAGAGAAUAUGAGAGUGUUUCUGUCUAUUUUUGGUCUCUGGAUAACAAAUACAAAAACCCUUUGAUUCUGGAGCUAAAACAAAAAUUUGGAAAUGUUACCCUUUACAGACGUGUAGGAAAUUUUUGGGUUGAAAAUGGCAAUUUUUUAACGCGUGAAGAAUUACUUAAACAAAACUGUGCUAACAAUGGAGCUCAUACAGUGGAUAUAUCUCUGGGUCCUCAAGUUAAAUCUGGCACAAGUUAUUCCUGCCCCGGAUGUACCCAGCAGAUUAGCUUAGUGACAAUAAAAUCCCAUACAUUUGCUAGAUCGUGGCAUUACAUUUCUGACAAGGAUUCUUCUGCUAUUUCAAUUUCUAGACUUGUAGAAGGUUCCACUGCUCAAACCGGGUUUUCUGACUUUAAAAGUGUUGAUAGCUUUUAUGUAUUUUGGUAUCCAUCAAAAAACGGGUUCCCAUUUCUCAUAUACUUUGAUUCAAAGUCCGAAUGUAAAAAGACUUGGUAUAAAAGAGAGUCCCCUUAUUCCAAUAAAUGGAUAGAGAUAACAGAAGGGGUAAUCCCAAAGAAAGAUAUAGACAAUCCAACAAUCCAUGACAUCCUGAUAGACAUUUAUUCUGUCUCUGUUAAAAUUGACAUCUCACAAGUAGUUGGUGUUAAUCGGGAUUCAGUCAUGUACGAUGACACUUUUAUCGUCAACAGCAAGGAGAAGAUUAAAGUUGAAAAGAGCCCGGGGAUAGUGUCAACCAAGUUGGGAAGUUAUAGCAGUUGUAACCAUGUAGUAUAUGGAAAGAGUAGUUUUAAGUUGGGGUCAAUUGUAAAUAGAGAUAAUGUGCUUGAAAUCAAAAGUACAGAGAUUCUCACCCAAGUUAGAGUUUGGCAUAUUAAAAACUACAGCAGGUACGGAGACCCUCUUUUGGUUGAGUUGCACAAAUAUAGCGGGGGUUGCGAAUACUACCAGAUAUCUGCGUCCGAUGUAACAAAGUGGAUUCCAGUCAAUAAAGAUAUAGAGGAUGGGAAACCACUUGCUGGAGAGAGCCUUAAAAAUAAGCUCGACGAAUUGAGGAGGAUGAUUUCAGUAAAAACCUCGGUAAAGAGACCGCUUUAUGAGGCAAUAGUACCGGGAGUAGCUGUGGCAUUUGGUCUGUUGGCAACUGGUGUCUAUGAAAUUUAUAUGAUCUUUCAUGACCCAAAAAAGACUCUGGCCAGUAAGAUGGCUACCUUGGUUAGGAAAAGACGUGUUAGUAAUCUUGUUUACGCGCAAUUCAGAUGA